This is a messenger RNA of Hemibagrus wyckioides, 2841 nucleotides long. RefSeq names its product CD248 molecule, endosialin b (gene cd248b). The transcript has 2 exons. The coding region runs from base 1 to 2190 and encodes 729 amino acids. Gene Ontology annotation, cellular component: external side of plasma membrane; extracellular matrix. NCBI's taxonomy places the organism in Eukaryota, Metazoa, Chordata, Actinopteri, Siluriformes, Bagridae. Gene Ontology annotation, molecular function: calcium ion binding; extracellular matrix protein binding; extracellular matrix binding. The record is from RefSeq and is a predicted model, not a curated record. Gene Ontology annotation, biological process: cell migration.
AUGGAGGCAACAUGUGCUGCAACCAUCCCCGGUGACAAGAUGGCUGAGGCUAUGAAGAAUGAAAGCUUGGAUCUCCUGACCAGCUGCAAAAAGGUGAAAGAAAGUAACACAGUAGAAGAAAAGAUUCCAGUUGGACAAAGGAUGGAUGCAGAAGCAGAGAAAGAGCAGUCUCUGAGAAAGAUGGACUGUGCUGCAUACCCUUUUCUUUUUCUUGCAGUGCUAUUGAUUUGCCUGCCUCAGGGAAUUUUGGGUCAAGCCUUGCAGGAACAGGAUGGUUUGUGCAAUGCUGAGCGAUGCUACUCAGUUCACUUACAGCGUAAGACCUUCCGGGAAUCCUGGAGAAGUUGCAAGGAGAGAGGAGGCAUUCUGGCUGCAGUGAAGCGACCAGAGGAGGCAGCAAUGAUCCAGAAUCUGCUGAAUGCUGGGGAGCGUCACGGUCCUCGUCCCAGACUAAGGCUCUGGAUCGGUCUUCAGAGGCAGCCUCGACAGUGCUCAGCCACACGUCCUCUGAGAGGCUUCACCUGGAUUACAGGAGAUCAAGACACGGAGUACACUAACUGGCAACGUGAGGAAUUACCAGGUGCAUGUGCUGCCCCUCGUUGUGUGGUCAUUACCUACAACACCACAGACAAGAGUAACAGUGACCAGAGCAACUUUAAGUGGUUGGAUGGUUCAUGCAUGGUUGCAGUGGAUGGUUUCUUGUGUCAGUACACAUACCAAGGGAUGUGUCCUGCUCUGCAGAGUGAAGGAAAGGGACCUGCACGCUACACCACCCCUUUCAACCUGCAUAGUACCCUGCUCACUCAUAUCCCAUAUGGAUCUGUGGCCACCCUACCUUGUCCAGACGUCGCCAAGGGAGAUCAGUCUGUGCUCUGUAUGCUACAUGAGGACGGAAGUGUCGGAUGGUCCAAAGAUGCACCUCUUUGCUCUGAUCCGCCGAAGAACUGGUGCGUGAAGGACAAUGGAGGUUGUGAGCACUUCUGUGUGAAUGCAGAUUCUUACUAUUACUGUGAGUGCUCAGAGGAUUUCAAAUUAGGGGUGGACGGGCAAAGCUGUCAGCCCUUGGAUCCAUGUCACGAUGCUGACUGUGAGUUUGAUUGCGAGCCCAGUCCCGGGGGAUUCCGCUGCAAAUGUCCAGAGGGGUACCUUCUCUCACAAGAUGGUCUAAAUUGCAUCGAUAUUGAUGAGUGCUUACAAAAUCCUUGCCCGCAAGUUUGUGUCAAUGCACCAGGAACUUUCGAGUGCCGCUGCCAUGAGGGCUAUCAGCUGUCUGCGUUUGGUGAGUGUUUGGAUGUGGAUGAAUGCCAUGAAGGCAAAUGCGAGCACUCCUGUGAGAACUCCAUAGGAAGCUAUAAAUGUCUCUGUCAUGAUGGAUUCUCCCCUAUACCUGAUGAUCCAGAGCGUUGCGAAGAUAUCAAUGAGUGCCAACUCAAUGACAUUUGUGAACAGAUAUGUGACAAUUAUGAUGGUGGAUUUCAGUGUAGUUGUGAGGCAGGCUAUGUGUUGCAGAAUGAUGAGUAUUCAUGUUUGCCUAUCAGUGAAAUAGCUGAGCAUUACACAACUGUUGAACCAACUCAUCUAACAACAUUUGUUUGGGAUGAACCUGGUACCACACCUGACAUAGUGACUGAUGAGAUUACUGAACCUCCAAGCACGGAGUGGUUCACCACCGGUUUAGACUGGUUUACAGACACAGCACAGGAGAAGUAUGUUACCUCAUCUGGCUGGACAGAGCAAACCCCCGAUUUGCCAACAGCAGAUUGGUUAGAGGAUGCGCCAACAUCAAAUAUACCAGCAAAUUCAAAUGCUAAGGAUGAAAUCAACCGGUGGUUGGAUGAGAGCAGUAUAUCUUCACAAGGUGAAGACCGCUUACCUUCAACUCUUUCACCAAAUAGGAAUGGGGAUGCUGAGAGGUUCACCCCUUUAACACAUCAAAUCCUUAAGGGUACUGUGCCAUCCAUCUCUAGCCAAGAGCAGAAUAUAGGCAGCAAAAAGAAACAUGACAGAAGCUGGUUGUUAGUAGCACUCCUAGUUCCUCUCUGUGUCUUUAUUGUAGUCAUGCUAGCACUGGGUAUUGUCUACUGUACAAGCUGUGCUGUUGAGCCACGUGACAAAAACAUAACAGACUGUUACAGCUGGACCACCAACUCCAAACCUGCUGAAUCAAAAGCUGCAAAAUCACAAGGCUGAACGUUUUGCACAAAAGACAACAUGACUAUUAAAAAUAGCAGCAUCCCAAACAUGUCUGGUUGUGUCUCAUUAUGUCACUGGCAUCGUGUACCAUUUUAAGGAGUCCAGGUUUGGACUGUUUUGAGAAAUCUUUUUGGGGACAAAAGCAUCAGAUAGUGGGUUCCAUACAGAAGUAAAGCAAGAUAUCUCAAUGCAGUCUCGUUUUAGUUGUAUUUUGCUGUACAUUUAGAGUUUCUAAUGAAAUCAGUACUGUGUUUUUCAUACAAAAGCUUGUUUUCAGCUGUGCAUUUUAACAUACCCAUUUUUUUCUUUGUUUCAUAUUAAAAAUGAUUGAUCAUAAUGACCGUGUCCAACAUUUUGCAAUAUGUGUACAUUCAGGAAGGUCAUACUGCCCAGUUAUACACAUCUUCAUACUAGGUGUUUGAUUUUUAUAUUAAUUUUGUAUCAAUUACAAUGAAUUAUAUUUGGUCGGAGAAAAAUUCAGUUUGGUCCAAAUUAUUGUAAAGCAGUGUAUUGCAGAACAUAGUAUAUUGUACAGUUUGCCCUUUGUGAAUUGGCCAUUUGUAAUGUAAACAUGCACUUCAUUUGUAUUUUACUGAAAUGAUUCACUGUUUGCCAAAAAAUUCGCAAUAAAACUGAAUGUGAAGUCUG